UUCCAAAGUCGGCCAGGUCUGCGGUAUCGAUCAUCUCGGGACUCGACCCAGCUCUUGGGGUGGCCAUUGCGCUCGGUACCCGUGGUGUGUUUGCUCCAGAGUUUGCUCUCGACCGGGUUGAUAAUCCUGCGCUUGGCAAACCAGCACUUGGUAACCCGGCGCUGGUUAAUCCUGCGCUAUUUAAGCUGUAGGCGCUUCCUCCUGUCGUCAAGCUCGGUGUGUUUGGGCGGUUCGUCGUGUCGAUACUGAGAGUCGCAGCACUGUGACUCCUGUCACGCCUCAGCAGGAGGCUCUCUGGUUGGGUGGACGCCCCGAUACUCGCGGCAUCGCUGAGAAGACCAAUCCGUUCGCUGUCGGUACUAUUCGCCCGGAUCCUAGUCCCAUCUGCCCUUGCAACUCCCAAGUCGCCAUACGCGACAGUACUCACCGCUCGCGCUCUCGUUUCCUUCAACCGCUCGUGCUCGUUCCUCAGCUCCUCAAUUUCCACCGUGUUUAUCGCCGCCACGCUUCGACCCCGUUCCCUCAACUCCCGCAUAGCUACCACAUCGUUCGCCUCGCGCGCUUCCCGUCGUAACCGCCGCCUCUCCUCGCGAUCGGCUAGUUGUCGACGUCUUGCCGCCCGAAUCUGAUAGAGAGCUUCCAUUUCCUGUUCGCGCAACUCCUCCUCUUGCUCGGCCGUCGGCAUCUCGACGACAACAUCAAUACCAUCGCGCUCGCCCUCCCUGCCCAGAACCUGCUCGUUUUCUGUCGCUUUGGGUCGGUACACUGGCAAUGUCAUAACGCUGCGAACUGAUGUGGACCGAUCGACCGCCGCCAAGUUGUUGUUGGUGGUGCCAUUCUGUGCUUGUGCGCCAGCCAAUGCGUCCUCCAGGUUAUCCUGGGCCUCUCUAUUGAUCUGUCGAGUUGUCGGAGAGUCGUCCUCUCGCUCUGUUGGUUUGUACUUCCCGCCUCGAGGUCCAAGGCAUUUUCUCCAGAGGGACCGGGUGCAGAAGUAUAUGAUGAUGAGGGCAAAGAUGCCACCGAGAACAGCGCCUACGAUCUGAAGAUGGCGGAGACGGUAAGAAUGAGACUAAAGAAUCAAGGCUGUUUGGGUGGGAAAAGCCUACCUGUGCUUCUUUGGAAGGCUGCUCCCUGGUUUUCCGAGAAAGCAAUCUGCGAGAUUCAUCUUGACCGACUGGCAGCGUUACAAAGAUCGGUAUUCGAAGCUGCGGAGGCAUCCUCCACUAUUUUUUCAGUCUCCAAGCGAACCGAGUGAGCCCAACAGUGAUACACGGUACAGCAGAAUAUCCAAAAAGAAACGUCGUCGAUUAUGCCUUGCUACGAGAUGCAAAGGGUGCUCCGCAUUGUACUCGUUCCCGAAGUUGCGUCUCUCCGAUCCAAAAAGCUCGUGCCUAGCGGAUGGUUCGCUCUCAGCUCAGCUCCCACAAGGCGGAUUCGUCAACAAUGGCUUGGCUCUUGAUGCGGGGAAUCGGCGUUACCCCAGACCAAAGCGGAGGAAGUCUUGGGUGAGGCGGACGUUGACGUUAUUGAUGAACUGGCCGUCCUGGUGAACCAGUGAACCAAAGCAGGUCAACAGAAUGAAGAAUGGCGAUGAGGAGUCGACAGAAACCGAAAAGCGCAAUCCAAACCGGCGGCAAAGGGUUGGGUGCUUUCAUCUGCGACAACAAGGCACCUGCAAGCCAAGGCUGGAUGCUCAUUGCGGUAAGGCUGGGCUGAAAAUGCACAGGGGCUGGCCACUUAACGCACCGUGGCCCCUGUUCCGCGCCGUUCACGCCUCGACCGAGGGCCCAGAUUUCCCCACGUUGCUGUCUCACACAGCAACUGGAACCUCUGUUCUGGGCUGUCCGUUGGUGAUGGUAACCGGGCCGUUGAAUUGCAUCUCGGAAGUGUGCCAGCGGCGCUUAUCUCUCUGCGUUACUCGCCAUGAACGUCUCACAUCAGAUUCCAAUGUUGGGUCGAAUUGAGGAGGGAAGAUACGAUAUCUUUGACUCUUUGUACGAUUGAUUGACCGACCCGGAUUUCCUCAGGCGGGGGCAGGGUACACCUCGUGUUUGCUCGCCCGCAGCUACCGCUCGCGAUGGGGUCAGGUAACCCUCAUCCAACUCUGGCUCCGGCCGUCACUACAUAAGGUACAAUGACUGUGCAUGCAGGUUUGUCAAAGGCAAUGUCGAUCUCGCUUCAGCCCAGUUCCGUUUCAGCUUCUGUACGAUUUCAAGGCACCUCAGUUUCACCAACAAUGCCUGCCGUUUCUGCGAACUCAAAAUCAAAAGCCUCAUUUUUUUCUUCACUUAUUAUCCAGAUCUCAGAGUUGGAGAACCAGCCGCCGAUGAUGCGCCAAGUCUGGCGCUAGCAUCACUGCUAGGGAAAUCCCGACAACGCUAAAUCUGUUUCCCAGCCACAGACAUCGACAACAAUCAACAACACCGAUGGAGACUUGGAGAAAAUGGAGAUGUUUUUGUUGUCAUGAGAACGGUUUUGUGGAAACUGACAACCGGCAAAAGGCUUCCAAUGCUACCUCACCACAUCUGCGAGAGCUGGACGAUCACGGCAUCAUCGUCGCAAGCGGGGGUUGGAAGGACCUCUGCCGUGUGGCUGGGCCGCUGAAUAGCAUCCAUCCUCUCACAGCGUGAGAGAGAACCUGAGGGCGACUUUGCCGUUGACAGCGCCACAGCACAGCAGAGGAUCUCCACAACAUGUAUCACGUAUCGAAACUUCCAUCUGGAUCUUUUCGUCGUUGAAGAAGCCGCCUUUCUGCCAGGUCUCACAAAGCCUGAUCACUGAUCGGCAUCUCACCAUAUUCUGGUGUCCCUGACAGUCUGGAAGGCAGGCAGGUCUCAGAUCACACACCAUCAUCUGUUGAAAGCGGUCAGCCCGGGCAGGCGAUGAGAUUUUCCUUGUGGCCCAUCCUUCACGGCCGCCCGGCAGUGAUCCCAACCCAGAGUCGUGGGACCGAUGUGAGCUUCAUCCAUCAUCAGAUGGUGACAUUGACCCCAACCGAACACCAGGUUGCAGUGAACGGAACUUGGUCAGACCAGUUGCGGCGCGGUCGGCUGCCAGCCAAUGGCACUGUAUACACACACCCGCCAUGUCGGCAAGGCCGUUGGGUUUUUGGGUAUCUACAGAUUACACCAAACCGUUGCAAUGGGGGCGAUCCGUAGGUCCAGGACCUAGUUUCAACCCCUUUCCGCUUCGUGGUAUUGACAGCAGGAUCGACUGUGUUCUUUGACAAGUUUUGCCGAGUCAGAACUUGCUCUCAUCAAAUGUCCCAGCAGGGGGUUGCGUGGCCUGUGGAUCUUGGGCGCGUGGUGACAGUUCACUUCAAUCCCUCUGUGGUAUGAUAAUUAGUGAGAGGCUUGUGAAAGCGUAUUGUAAUGUUUCACGUCGACCUAGAUCUCACUUGUACAUUGACAGACUUUACACUGUGCUCACUUCGCAUAUGGCCGGUUACAGGGCCAGCAUUAAAAUCAAGCACUGUGAAGCCGGUGCCGACAGCCCAACACCGAACCCCACCUUUCCCGAAUGCGGCCGAUUUCAGGGACCGGGCGGCCGGAUCGGCAGGUGGGGCCCACCAAUAUCUCGGCUUGUUAGCACAUGCCAUUGCAUCAUCCCUCAAAGCCGGGAGCUUUGAAAGCCAGCAUCAACAUCAACCCAUGUGAAUCCCCUCAGUUGUUAACAUGCGUGGAGUUGUGUCUUGUUUGCCUGUGAAACCUGCAUUGUUAUAUCGUCAGCCGAGCACCUCAUCUUCUUCCAGUUUGAAAUUUGUUGUCAGAACCCCGCCAAACCAAUUACAGCCGAGGUUGUUAACACCAACACUGUUCAACCAACAGAGGUCGCUGUAUUCCAAGAUGGCGACUCCAACCGCACCAGAGGAUCCAAUUGUGAAGGCGUUGCAAGAGUUCACUACUUGUGACGUCUCCGACGCCUUGAUCAAGCUCAAGUACCGCAAUGGCGGGUUCCUAUCCGGGCUGACGAUGUGGUCCCCUCAGAGACAGGACGGGGAUACAAAGAUUGUUGGGCCAGCGUAUACGGUCCAAUAUGUCCCGCUGGACGAUCCUAGGCCGAAGCAUCCGAGUCAUUAUAUCGACUCUGUCCCUGCGGGAGCGGUUAUCUUUGUUUCUUGCCCUCCCAAGACUCCAAAUGCAGUUUAUGGUGGAUUGAUGAGCACGAGGGCGAAGGCGAGUGGUGCCGUGGGGAGUGUGAUUGAUGGACGGUUUAGAGAUUUGCAGGAGCAGAGGGGGCUGGGGUUUCCGAUCUUUGCAAGGGAUGUCGGAACAGCGCCUCCUGCUGAGUUGCUCAAGGUGGCGGCGGUCAAUGUGCCAGUCAAACUGCAGACUGAUGAGCAGGACAUGACGAUCAGGCCGGGGGAUUACCUCAUUGGUGAUGUGAAUGGGGUUGUGGUGCUGCCCAAGGAGUUGGCGGAGCAGGCGAUUCCGCUGAUGAAGAAGCAGGUGGAGGCGGAUGAGAAGAUGGCGGUGGAGAUUGCGAAGGGGAUGAGCUUUUCGGAGGCGAGUAAGAUGUUUAGGCUUUGA
Molecule: messenger RNA, 4529 nt
Organism: Podospora pseudopauciseta
Lineage: Eukaryota; Fungi; Ascomycota; Sordariomycetes; Sordariales; Podosporaceae
Exons: 4
Coding region: 3675-4529 (284 amino acids)
Molecular function (GO): oxaloacetate decarboxylase activity; 4-hydroxy-4-methyl-2-oxoglutarate aldolase activity
Source: RefSeq, a predicted model, not a curated record